Prionailurus viverrinus (fishing cat) is the source of this 1035-nucleotide messenger RNA. It is a transcript of the gene CALHM1, whose product is annotated as calcium homeostasis modulator 1. Gene Ontology annotation, molecular function: monoatomic cation channel activity. Bases 1 to 1035 code for a protein of 344 amino acids. The record is from RefSeq and is a predicted model, not a curated record. The transcript has 2 exons. Lineage: Eukaryota; Metazoa; Chordata; Mammalia; Carnivora; Felidae.
AUGGACAAGUUCCGGAUGAUUUUCCAGUUCCUGCAGUCCAACCAGGAGUCCUUCAUGAACGGCAUCUGCGGCAUCAUGGCACUGGCCAGCGCCCAGAUGUACUCUGCCUUCGAUUUCAACUGCCCCUGCUUGCCCGGCUACAACGCAGCCUACAGCGCGGGCAUCCUGCUGGCGCCCCCGCUGGUGCUCUUCCUGCUCGGCCUGGUCAUGAACAACAACGUGUCCAUGCUGGCCGAAGAGUGGAAGCGGCCCCCGGGCCGCCGGGCCAAAGACCCUGCCGUGCUGCGCUACAUGUUCUGCUCCAUGGCCCAGCGGGCCCUCAUCGCUCCCGUCGUCUGGGUGGCCGUCACACUGUUGGAUGGCAAGUGCUUCCUCUGUGCCUUCUGCACUGCCGUGCCCGUGACUGUGCUGGGCAACGGCAGCCUGGCGCCCGGCCUGCCCCCACCCGAGCUCGCCCGCCUGCUAGCCCGGGUGCCCUGUCCCGACAUCUAUGACGGCGACUGGCUGCUGGCCCGCGAGGUGGCCGUGCGUUACCUGCGCUGCAUCUCCCAGGCACUGGGCUGGUCCUUCGUGCUGCUGACCACACUGCUGGCAUUCGUGGUGCGCUCUGUGCGGCCCUGCUUCACACAGGCCGCCUUCCUCAAAAGCAAGUACUGGUCCCACUAUAUCGACAUCGAGCGCAAGCUCUUCGACGAGACGUGCACGGAACACGCCAAGGCCUUCGCCAAGGUCUGCAUCCAGCAGUUCUUCGAGGCCAUGAACCACGACCUGGAAUUGGGUCACGCCCACGGGGCACUGGCCACGGCCCCCGCCGGCUCGGCUGCCCCAGCGCCCCCCGAGGGUGCUGAGGAGGAGAGGGAGAAGCUCCGUGGCAUCACGGAUCAAGGCGCCGUGAACAGGCUGCUCACGAGCUGGCACAAAUGCAAGCCGCCCCUGAGGCUGGGCCAGGAGGAGCCGCCGGUGGGCAACGGCUGGGCGGGGGGCGGGCCCCGGCCUCCACGCAAGGAGGUGGCCGCCUACUUCAGCAGAGUGUGA